Sycon ciliatum is the source of this 6362-nucleotide messenger RNA. Its product is annotated as mucin-19-like. NCBI's taxonomy places the organism in Eukaryota, Metazoa, Porifera, Calcarea, Leucosolenida, Sycettidae. The transcript has 2 exons. Gene Ontology annotation, molecular function: zinc ion binding. The coding region runs from base 429 to 5234 and encodes 1601 amino acids. The record is from RefSeq and is a predicted model, not a curated record.
AGUACCAUGAGUACGGCAGUAGCACAAAGGCAUGUCGGCUAUGGCGUAUGCAUUAUAAUUAUGGCUUCAAAAUGCAGAACAAUUGACCCUCAUUCGUGAGCUACAUUCUGAUGGUGUAACUAGUGGGUAUGGUCGCUAUUUUGUAGAGUUCAGCAGCUGAAGAGUGUUGCAUAAUUGCUGUACACACAGCCGUAAACAGUCAGUGCUCGAAAGAGGCCGGGGUGGUGAGGAAAGUGUGAUCAGUCGAGCCGUGCGUGAAAAGUCCGCGAUCGGAGGCAGCCCGAUGAGCAACUACUUUGACCUAGCCCCCAAAAACCAUUUCAAGCAUUUGCACCUGCACACCGCAGACCUGUGUGUGCAAGCAGAGUACGAGUGAGAAGUGCGUGAUAUUGUCAAUCAGCCGGCUUCGCUAGCUGGCACCGACCAACAUGCGAAUCAAACUAACACCAAGCGACGACGACGACGUUGGUGUUGUUGCAGAGCAGAGCUGGCUGACGGGCUCGGAGCGACAACAGCGAGUGAAUACACAGCAGGGACCGCCGUGGCCGUGCGCAUCCUGCAAGAAGAAACCGGCCGUCAAGCCGCGACUGACUCGCUGUUUGCACGUCGUGUGCUACGAAUGCCUGGAGUUGCAUGUGCGAGGCGGCGACGGGGCAUUGAUCUGUCCGGAAUGCGGGGCAGUGGGCACUGCAGAGGAUGCCAGGAAAGGUUUCCAACCGCCCGAGUCACUGCCUCGAAUUCCGCAGGUUACACCCGCGGAGAACACCGGCGGGUCAGCGAAACUCGCGCGACCUGGUGCUGAUGGCAGAGAGUAUACUGCGUAUGAUGGUAGCGAUUUGGGCGGUAGAUCUACUGCCUGGACUGGAGCAGGCAUGGUUGAUGAAGACAGUGGCACUGGCAGCAGCAGGGCGGGCACUGAAGUACACCAUAGUAGCAACGAGGACGUGGCUGGAGAUAGCGAAUGCUCACUGUGCGAUGAGCCGACGGGAACAGCACACUGGUACUGCACAGACUGCUCACCUGCCGUCUACCUGUGCCGGGCACACCGCAAUAGCCACGCACAGGCCGGCAGACGCACGGCAGGACACACGGUCACCCCGAUCCACCGCGCUACUGGCGACCUCGUCACGGUAACGCUAUAUCCGGGCAGUGCUGAUCUGGAGGUCCACUCGGAGCUGGGUGCCGAGCAGCUGCAGGCGUACGCGACGGAGGAUGCCGUGUCGGAGGCCGAGGAGCGGAACUGCACGCUGCACCGCACCCGUGCGCUGAGCAGCGUGUGUCUGACGUGCAACGUGCUGCUGUGCGAGCUGUGUAACGCCACCAGCGAUCACGCACGCCACGACCACUCCGUGCUCAGUCUGGCCCAGGCUGCCGAGGCACGGCGACGUGGCAUGACGUCAUCCAUCUUCAGGACAGUGUCAUCGGAUGAUAGCAUGGCGUUAUUGGAUGGCAGUAUGGCAUCAUCCUCAUCAUCGUCACGAGGUGCUGGAGACUCGAUCAUGAACACUGGCAACGGGCGCCUGUCAACCGAACGACGUGGCCUGUGCGUGCCAGACACGGAGGAGAUCCUGACGCGCUUGCUAGUUCAGAAUUGCACUGAAACGGAACAAGUCAAGGAGAACGUGUCCGCGGUACGGCAACAAACGUCCCAGUUCUACCAGCGCCUCCUGGAGGCCGUGCAGCGACGUCAGCGGCAGACCGAGGACACCGUCGAGGACUUCAUGCGUGCCGAGCUGUCCAAGCUGGAGGGGCAACGGCAGGAGAUCGUGUACGGGGUAGCGGCAGCACGACGAGUGGCGUCAAUUGCUGAUGCAAUGGUGUCGGCGGCGGCACAUGAUGCCGAUUUCCUGACCGCCUCGCCGUGGUUAAAGCAGGCCGUGGAAGCAGGACACGGGAAAGUGCGAGCGCUGGAAAAGCGAGGGGUGCGACCGCGCACCCUGGGCUUCGUGAGCGAUCACGACAUCACCCAGCAUGUGCUGACCAGCGGCAUACUUGCAGCAGUGCGCGUGGACAAACGAGCCGCACAUGAUCCCAUGUCCUCCGCUUCUGCUACUGGCAACUUCCCGACGCCCAGUCCAAGAAGCGGCCAACGCGGUGGCUCUGGUAGUGUGCACAGGAAAGCCGCCCCGCAACCGGCGGAACUGCUCGCAGCGGAGUGUACUGUGUCACCAAGCAACAGCAGCAACAGCAGUGGUGGUGGCGAUGGCAGCAGCAUCGGUGAAGAAGGCAGUGACUUCAGGCGAGUGUCGUGUUCGCUCAGCACCGGAGACAGGGACGUGCAGAUCACCCUCAGUUUGAGCAUGCGCUCAGACAUCGACACACUCUUGGAAGGCAGUAUUGCUCCCCUGGACCCCAACGCCAUAUCAUUGGACGUUGUGGAGCUGAGCGGCCGAACGACGCGACUAAGUGCAGCACAGCUUUCACCCGUACGCCUGCAAUCAAGCGCCCCGCCGCCGAGACAGUCUAAGUUUGACUUUCGUGCUGAGUACACCGCAGGAGGUGCUGCCGCGUUCGCGGAGACCAAGGCAACCGGUGCAUCGCCUGGCAACAACCCAUGUAGCUUUGCAAAGCUCGCAGAAUCUUCAGCUGACACCACUCGUGGCUCCACAGCGGCCAAAGGGUCUGCGAAUGGGAAAGGUCUCGACACAGCCACUGGUAAAGCGCAGCCAUUGUCUAUACCCCUUAUGUCCCAGGCUGACCGCGUAUCCACGACCUUAAGCCCCGCAAAGCAUUCGGUUAGCACGACGUUUCCAUCACCUUCAACUCGCCCUUCCAUUGCGACUGUCACGAGCGCCUCUCCAGGCAGACGCGACGUUUGCCUGACCCCGAUCGGACGCGGGGCAACUGCAGUGACCAAGACAACGCCUGCCACAAGUCCAGCUGUAGCGAAAACCACACCAACCUCAGCAACAGCAGCAGCAGCAGCAGCAGCAAUACCAGCAGCAACAGCAACAGCAGCAGCAACAGAAAUAACAGCAGCAGCAGCAGCAGCAGCAGCAGCAAAAGCAGCAGCCACAGUAGCAACAAAAGCUGCAGCAAAACCAGCAGCAAAAGCAGCAGCACCAGCAGCAACAGCAAAAGCAGCACCAGCAAAAGCAAAAAGAGCAGCUGUAGCAUCAGCAGCACCAGCAGCAGCUCAUUCAGCAUCACGGGCACCGCCUGUAACUACAUUGGCUGCAUCUGCAUUCACUACCGCCGGUUCAGCUACCAGCAGCAGAACGGUUACCAAGACGACCACUCCACUGCAGGCGACCAGUUCGCACGUCACCAUGGCAACAACAGCAAAAUCAACAGCGCCCGUAGCUGUCGCAAACCCUGGUACACUGCUGACGAUGGCAGCCAAACCAUCACCAUCAACCUCUGCUCUCGAGAGCAAUGCAUCAAGCAGUAUUGGCGGACUGAAACCUCCAGGGCUCGGCGGAGACAAGCAGAAAGAGACGAAACAAAAGGUACUGCAGAAGGCCGGUGUGCGCUCAGGGAAAAAGUCACCAGCAGCAGCAACAUCAGCCGUAGCACUAGGCAACUCGCCCUGCCUGCGGCAAUUACACAUCCACUACUGGGACACUCAGCCGACCCACUGUGCCGUCACCUCCGACAACAUGACAUCAUCGACUGGGGACGGCAGACGCAAUGACUUGCUGUUCGUUGCGCUGGACGCGGUGCGCAUUACCUUCACCCCGCCGCGCAUUGGCGUCUUCGACAUCCGUGUCCAGUACAAUGGCAGCGCGAUCGCCAGGUGUGGCCAAGCUAAAAUCCUGGCCUAUCGUGUCCCGGCGUUCCGGUUUGAACCUAUGCUGUCGCAGGCGUUGCUCCCUGACAGUGCAGGCUGGGAGAGCAUGAACAAUGGGACUACGGCGGUCGGUCAUGUCGACCCGCCAGACCUAGCUAACGUUUUCUGUGGUAUGGUCGGCUACGCGGACAAGUCCACGUGGGCGUUGCGGCUUCACUGGCCUUCGCGCGGCGCAGCCCGUGAGUCUGCUGCUGCUGCGUUGGGUGUUGGGUGCGUGGAGGCAGGCAUAGUGCGGGCCUCAUUGCUCCCUGGCAAUGUACUACAGACACAGAUGUCAGACAGGCCGCAGAAAACCAAGGAGUUUCUCUUCACCAUCGACCAGCCGGUGGCCGAUGGUUGUUUCGGCUACGAUGGGGAGGACAUGGGCCGUGAUCAUAGUGUCGGCCCGGGCGGUGGCAGCCGUGGGAGUUCAAUUUUUGCCAUUGCCAGGACCGGCAUCCAUGGUCGGCUCCCUGUAUUGAAAUGGGCAAUGGAGGCACCGCCGCUGUUCCAACCAGCCUCCACACCAUCAAGCAAGGGAGCGACACCAACAGCAGCAACAACGUCAGUGGCAGCAGCGGUAAAGGCAGCAGCAGCAACACCAGCAACCCCACCAGAAGCAACCCCAGCAUCCAGUCCAGGAGUGCAGUCCAGCUCACUGACAGCAUCGGCAAUGUCGCCAACACCAGUGCCUCGCUCCAUGCCUUUCGGCCAGCCGUCCGAAUUUCAACCUCACCUGUCAUCGCCGUUGUCCUCACCACCAUCAUCCAAAGGUUUGCAACACACGCCUACAGCAUCCGCAUCAGCAUCACGGCUGAAAGCGACACCUUCAAGUUUGUCCCCGGUGUCGUGCUAUAGAGGAUCAGCUGGGAUAAUUUCGCCUGCAAGUUUUUCCCCAGUAUCCAGCGGCAGAGCUUCAGGGAUAGCUUCACCUGAACACAGUUCUCCCGUAUCCAGUGACAAACCUUCAAAGUGGAAAGCUUCACCCGCCGGCAGUUCCCCAGUAUGGUGGUUAAAGGAAACAGCGGCAGCGGGGAUGGCGUCACCUACAUCGCCUAUCACACUGUCCGGUGUGUCGACUGCAUCACCAGUGCUGAAGUCACCACCGCGCCCACUGUCGCCGAGUGGAACCGCUUCGAUUCCACCCUCCUCGCCAGGUACUAACGCAUCAUCAGCGCUGUCAUCCCCAUCACCGCCACCGCCAACACUGUCGUCGAGUGGGACCGCUUCAAUUCCGCCCUCCUCGACAGGUCCUAACGCAGCAAGCAGCCCGUCACGGACCGGAGAGGUCACGUCGCCAGUAUGUGGCUUGCUGAUAUUCACAGUGGAUUGCAAGCGCUCACUGCUAACGGUGUACGAUGAGGCAAGUGCAGAUGAGCAUAGCAUACAACUGCCGUCCGACCUCGGGUGGUGGAGACCAGCGGUGAGACUACCCAACGGUGUUGCGGCUAGCAUUGUCGGUUGAUACGUUGAUAGUCUCUACCCAACAGUGUUGCGGCUAGCAUUGUCGGUUGAUACGCUGAUAGCCUCUACCCAACAGUGUUGCGGCUAGCAUUGUCGGUUGAUACGCUGAUAGUCUCUACCCAACGGUGUUGCGGCUAGCAUUGUCGGUUGAUACGCUGAUAGUCGCAGUGCAUGGCCGGCAUACACGUCUUGCGCAUCCCCAUGCGGGUAUAUACAAUGGCGUGACUGUCAUCCAUUGCGGGUUGAUACCAUGGCAACUGUCAUCCAGUGCGGGUUGAUACCGUGGCAACUGUCAUCCACUGCGGGUUGAUGCCAUGGCAACUGUCAUCCAUUGCGGGUUGAUGCCAUGGCAACUGUCAUCCAUUGCGGGUUGAUACCAUGGCAACUGUCAUCCAUUGCGGGUUGAUACCAUGGCAACUGUCAUCCAUUGCGGGUUGAUACCAUGGCAACUGUCAUCCAUUGCGGGUUGAUACCAUGGCAACUGUCAUCCAUUGCGGGUUGAUACCAUGGCAACUGUCAUCCAUUGCGGGUUGAUACCAUGGCAACUGUCAUCCAUUGCGGGUUGAUACCAUGGCAACUGUCAUCCAUUGCGGGUUGAUACCAUGGCAACUGUCAUCCAUUGCGGGUUGAUGCACACCCUACGAGUAGUAUCCUAAUAGCAUCCCCAGCACAGCCUCGUGCUAGUCAACAACGGCAACUGUCAUCCAUUGUCGCCUGAUACGCAGCCAGCAGGCUGCACUGCACACAGUGUGUAUCCUCAAUUUGAGUCGACGACUUAUAAUUAUUGUGGACUGUGUGAUGCCGCACAUCUUGAUAGUAUCUUUACUUGUGACCUUCUGCUUUGUAUGCAAGACUAGGGUGCAGUGGUAUUAGACCUGUGAGUGGUAUUAGACCUGUGAGUAGUGUUAGACCUGUGAGUAGUAUGAGACCUGUGAGUGGUAUAAGACCUGUGAGUGGUAUUUGACCUGGUUAUUUCCUGUAGUUCAAUCAUGUAGAGUGCCAGGUGUCCCCUUGCCUUGUAGCUUCCUCUUAUACAUAAAGACAGCCUUCAUUAUGUGCAUGUGGAUACGAGUUGAGAGAAAUUUUCCUUUCUACAUUUAUUAUUGGCUCAACAUCCGAGUUUAAAAUU